AUGUUUCCAGAACACGACUUGAAGUUGGAUCAAAUCCGACUCACGGAAAAUCCAAUCGACGAUUACCAACGUACUUGGCUUGCAACAGAUGAAAGACAGCCGCCACACGUGACGCGGUCGCGGUACCGCACCUGUGCGGUGCAGGGCUUCCACGACGUUUUGACGUCUGGAGCAGCAGCCACGCUGUCACCAGCGUCGUCGGUAUCGCCAUCGUCACCAUCAUCGACAUCCUUAUCCGCACCAGCGUCUCAGACCCGGUCCGGACUCGACUGCUCCGAGUACCUCUUUCCAGACGUGCUCUCGCACGCCACGCUGACACAGCCCCAGCCUGUGGACCAGGAGCAUCAAGCGCAACCACACCAAAACCAACACCGUGGCUCGUCCAAUGGCGAUCUCAACUCACUCACAAAAAAUCAGCAGUUUCGGCUGCGACAGAUCCAAUAUUCGGACCAACACGUGUCACGUGCAAUCAACCCGAACAAUUGUGUCUUGUGGGACCAUCACACGGGGUACGUGUUUUUCACGGGCAUUUGGCGUCUGUACCAGGACGUGAUGCAUGUCUUGGUGUCGCUGGAUCGACCAGACGGGCCCGAUGCGCCUGACGGCUUGGAUCGCAAAGCUCACUGCCAACUCGAACUCGACUACGUGCUCUUCAAGUGUUUGUACGAACAGCCGCAGCCCAUAGACUCAGAAACCCACUUUUCUAGGCGCAAGCCCGCCUCAAAGCGUGGGAACCGUCGCACCAGUGUGCCCAACACAAGUAACACAUCAACAUCAGCAUCAGCAACAGCGGCUGCGGCUGCUGCUACAGCUUCUGCAUCAUCAUCACCACAUUAUUCUGAUAUCCACUGGCACAAUCUCGACGCGCAACUAAAGCAGGAUCUUUGUCGCAUCUAUCGGGAAAACUACCACCCUAAUCGCGAAUUUGAAUUUCACGACCUCAUGAAACGCAUCCGCGGUGGCUACAUCAAGAUUCAGGGCACUUGGCUACCAUUUGAGCUUGCAAAGUCUCUCUGCAUUCGCUUCUGCUUUCCAAUCAGAUAUCUGCUGGUGCCUAUCUUCGGCCCUGCUUUUCCUCGCGAGUGCGAAGGCUGGUACGAAACGUUUGUUGGAUUGUUUCCACCAAAAAAGAGCACCAACGAGGCUCGUUCCACGUCAACAGUCUCUACUGUUCCUGUCAAACGUGCGCGCGACCGGCCCAAGAAAUUGGACUUUUCGAAGGUUUCCUCAUUCAAGAAAGCUCGUGUCGACGCUGAGUUGCUAGAUGCAUCUCAAAACCUGCUUAAGCUCUCGCGCAAUAAUAUGAGCCCACGGACAACAAACCCGGCAGUGCCGGUGUCGCCGAUGUACCGAAACAGAGCGUCAUCUUGGAGCCCCGGGUUCAAUACUUCUCCUAAUCCCAUGCAUCCAUCUCACUUACAAGCAUUACCGCCAAUCAAACCCUUACUGGACUCUUUGGAGUGCAAUUAUCCUUCUCCACCGAACUCGGCCACUUUUAAAAAUAACAAAACUAAUGCUGGUAAUAACACCGAGUACUUUUCUUCACCACUUGGCAGCGACACCCGUUAUUUCAGUCCUCCUGUGUCGCCCGGUUAUAGCUCCUCAAGCACAGGAGCCAGGUUCCACGGUGUUGGCGCCAUCAAUGACACGGAGUUCAAUUUUGUGGCCACCCCCAACUCUUCUCUGGCAUUAAGGAGACAACCGAAACAGCCAGCGACUGCCCUUCACCCGUCGAUGGAAAAUACGCGCACUGGCCAGUCCACGCUUGGUAACAUUGCCCAUUUUUACAACUCUCACGGACACAAGUACACUUAUCCCGGUGGCAUGCAGGUCAUGUACCAUCCCCAGAAUAUCCAAGUUUCAAAAGAGCAGCAGCAACAUCAAUUGCACCAAUCCCAGCCCUCAGGUAAGGACGAUUUCUCUGUUGGUGUUUAA
Lachancea sp. 'fantastica' is the source of this 1935-nucleotide messenger RNA. The record is from the annotation of a GenBank genome assembly. Lineage: Eukaryota; Fungi; Ascomycota; Saccharomycetes; Saccharomycetales; Saccharomycetaceae.